Molecule: messenger RNA, 2715 nt
Organism: Linum tenue
Lineage: Eukaryota; Viridiplantae; Streptophyta; Magnoliopsida; Malpighiales; Linaceae
Source: the annotation of a GenBank genome assembly
GUCGAAGCUGGUCCUUCACUUAGUUCCACACUAGCUCUUUCUCUCUACUUUAGCAUCCUUCCCACCACGUAUACAUCCUCAUUGCCAUGUGAGACACCAGUUGACCAUUCCCCUUUCAAUCUAAGCCACCUCUGAAAAAAAUUCCCCCGACCAGUCCAUCAAUGCAUAUGUCCUCUCCCUCCCACCACCUAUGGUAGAAAAGCACCUUCAAAGGUUCUCCCAAACACUUCAAACCAACAAACCCAUGGCCACUCACGACCUCGAGGAAGCCGCAGGGCAGUCCCAUGGUCGCGACGGCGGCCAGAACUCAUCCCGGUGGGUGCUGGAGAGUCCAGCACCCCCGGGAAUCUGCAGGGCGGCUGUGGAUUCCCUGAGGGAGAGUUUCUCCCUCGGGAACUGCACCCGCCGCCCCGGUCUCGAGCUGCUCGAGUCGGUGUUUCCCGUGCUCUCCUGGGCCAGAGGAUACAGAGUCAGGAUGUUCAAGAAGGACCUCAUGGCCGGCCUCACCCUCGCCAGCCUCUGCAUUCCUCAGAGCAUUGGGUACGCGACGCUUGCCAAUCUGGAUCCACAGUACGGUCUCUACACGAGCGUGAUCCCGCCGCUGAUCUACGCGGCGAUGGGGACGUCGAGGGAGAUGGCGAUCGGGCCGGUCGCCGUGGUGUCGCUGCUGAUAUCGUCGAUGGUGCAGAAGCUGCAGGACCCGGCGGCGAACCCGGUGGCGUUCCGGAACCUCGUGCUGACGACGACUCUGUUCGCGGGGAUUUUCCAGGCAGGGUUUGGGAUGUUCAGGCUGGGCUUCCUCGUCGAUUUCUUGUCCCACGCCGCCAUCGUCGGGUUCAUGGCCGGAGCGGCGAUCGUCAUCGGGCUCCAGCAGUUGAAAGGGCUGCUGGGGAUCUCUCAUUUCACUAACAAGACCGAUGUCGUCUCUGUCGCCGGAGCUAUUUGGAAGGCCGUUCAUCAAUCUUGGAAUCCGUACAAUUUCAUCCUGGGAUCUGCCUUCUUGUGCUUCAUCCUCAUCACCAGAUUUGUGGGUAGGAGGUACAAGAAGCUCUUCUGGUUGGCUGCCGUUUCACCUCUAAUCUCUGUCGUCGCGUCGACUCUCAUAGUUUACCUGACAAAAGCUGACGAGCAUGGAGAAGCGAUAGCUGUGGGGCGAUCCUUCUCCACCAUGAAAGGUUACAACAUCGACGGGAACAAGGAAAUGGUCGCCAUUGGCUUCAUGAACAUUGUUGGUUCAUUCACCUCUUGCUACGUCGCCACAGGUAAAGGAAUCAUUUUCCCUUUUUUGCGACCAAUUACAUAUGUGUCACUACAACAAACACACUUCUUUUUUGCAACAGAGAAAUUCGUCGUUAAAAGGACAAAAGCUGGUCGCUAAAAGGUUUUUUGCGACGAGAAGCUAAUCCGUUUCAACGAUCCAUGUAUUUUCGCAGGUUCGUUCUCUCGCAGCGCGGUGAAUUUCAGCGCGGGCUGCGAGACCGCGGUGUCCAAUGUGGUGAUGGCGGUAACGGUGAUCCUGUGCCUGGAACUGUUCACCAAGCUGCUCUACUACACUCCCAUGGCGAUCCUGGCAUCGAUCAUCUUGUCGGCUCUGCCAGGGCUCAUCGACUUCCAGGAAGCGGUCAAGAUCUGGAGGAUCGACAAGCUGGAUUUCCUCGCCUGCCUCGGAGCCUUCCUCGGGGUCCUCUUUGCUUCUGUCGAGAUCGGUCUCCUAGUCGCGGUGGGGAUAUCGUUUGUGAAGAUAAUCCUAAUCUCGAUUCAGCCUGGGGCUGAGAUUCUAGGCAGGAUUCCUGGGACUGAGGUGUUUUGUGACGUUCACCAAUACCCUAUGGCAAUUGAGACUCCUCCGGCUCUCACAAUCCGCGUCAAGUCAGGAUUGCUUUGCUUUGCAAAUGCCAAUUUUGUCAAGGAAAAGAUCCUGAAAUUGGCGACUGAAGUGGAUGAGAAGAGUGACAAAGUGAAUGGGAGAAGGAACAUUCAGCUGGUUGUUCUUGACCUCUCUAAUCUGAUGAACAUCGACGUCUCGGGGAUCGCAUCGUUGGAAGAACUACACAAGAAUCUUAUCUCCAAGGGAGUGGAGUUGGCCAUCUGCAACCCAAGAUGGGAAGUUAUCCACAAGCUAAAGGUGGCUAACUUUGUGAGCAAGCUCGGUGGGAAGGUGUUUCUGACUGUUGGAGAAGCCAUUGAUGCAUGCCUUAGUGCUAAAGUUAUGGCUGUCAUUUGAGUGGAACAUCACCACCCCAUCUGAUUGGUCAAUUGUGGUGGCCCUCUCCAAGAAUGUAAUGCUCUAUUAUUAUGGGACUAUAUGUACCUUAGUUAUCACCUUGUGUAAAUUGUGUAAUAUGGUUACUAGGAAGAAGAAAAAAAGAACAUGAAUAAAGGGAAGAUGCUUUUUGGUGGUAUGGGGCUCUAGUUGAAGCUCCAUUAACAGGAAGCAAUAUAUCUCUUCUUUUAAGUUUUGUGUUUUGUUUUGUUUUGGUUUGGUUUGGUUUGGUUUGGUUUGGUGGGUGAUGGAUAUGAAUCUUGUAAGUCCUUUGUGAUAUGCUUGGUAAUUGGAGGGCUUGUUACAUGAUUAUCUUAAUUAAGCUAUAUGGAUGGAGAUGCUGAUAGACGGGUAGUCGAAAUAAGUCGAGUUGUUGAAAUACAUGCUUAUAUGUGUUUCUGAAUGAAAUUCACUGUUUAGAUUAUGCCCGAUGGUUUGAAUGUGUGUUAAGG